Molecule: messenger RNA, 609 nt
Organism: Tauraco erythrolophus (red-crested turaco)
Lineage: Eukaryota; Metazoa; Chordata; Aves; Musophagiformes; Musophagidae
Source: RefSeq, a predicted model, not a curated record
GGUCUGGACGGGCUGUCGGAGCGCUGUGCUCAGUACAAGAAGGAUGGGGCUGACUUUGCCAAGUGGCGUUGCGUACUGAAGAUCAGCGAUAACACCCCCUCCGCACUCGCCAUCAUGGAGAACGCCAACGUCCUGGCCCGCUAUGCCAGCAUCUGCCAGCAGAACGGCAUUGUGCCCAUCGUGGAGCCAGAGAUCCUGCCCGAUGGUGACCAUGACCUCAAGCGGUGCCAGUACGUGACAGAGAAGGUGCUGGCGGCUGUCUACAAGGCACUCAGCGACCACCACGUCUACCUGGAGGGGACCCUGCUGAAACCCAAUAUGGUGACCCCUGGGCACUCCUGCCCCACCAAGUACAGCCCUGAGGAGAUUGCCAUGGCCACUGUGACUGCCCUGCGCCGCACUGUGCCCCCGGCUGUGCCAGGUGUCACCUUCCUGUCUGGGGGUCAGAGUGAGGAGGAGGCUUCCAUCAACCUAAACGCCAUCAACACAUGCCCACUGGUGCGGCCAUGGGCCCUCACCUUCUCCUAUGGGCGGGCGCUGCAGGCGUCGGCACUCAGUGCUUGGCGCGGGCACGCCGCCGCCACUGAGGAGUUCGUCAAGCGCGCAGAG